Molecule: messenger RNA, 1272 nt
Organism: Caenorhabditis elegans
Lineage: Eukaryota; Metazoa; Nematoda; Chromadorea; Rhabditida; Rhabditidae
Gene: orc-5
Product: Origin recognition complex subunit 5 C-terminal domain-containing protein
Exons: 8
Coding region: 11-1201 (396 amino acids)
Biological process (GO): DNA replication
Cellular component (GO): origin recognition complex; nucleus
Source: RefSeq, marked reviewed
UUUUAGCAAAAUGGAAAAUUGUGAGAUAAGACGUCUAAAAAUGCUCUUAUUUAACAACUCGCGAAUUAUUUCUCAUGUCCACAUUUUCGGAGAAGAUGGAAGCGGAAGAAGUGAAAUUGUUCGUCAACUUCUGAGAAAACCUGAAAACGAUUGGGUUUGUGUGCUUGGAGACUUCCUCUAUGCGGAUGGAUCGCUGAAAUUGUUAUUCGAUUCACUGGCAUCGAGUUUAGGUUUCAAGACUAGAGGUGACAGAGCUGAGAAUUUUUGCGAUAACCUGUAUAAAUAUGUCCAAUGGCCAGACGAAACUAAUAGAAAAAUUGUCAUUUUUCUUGAUAAUGCACAAGCGAUAACAGACUAUCCUCCUGUUCCAUUACAAUGCUUAUUCGAUUCUUACAAAGCUAUACAAGAAAUAACGAUUCGAUUUGUGACGAGUGCACCAUCCUGCUUGAACCAAUAUCACAUUAAUCUGAGCCAUCUUCCAGUUGUAGAGUUUCACAUACCUGCACCAUCAGUAGAAACUACCAAAGUUCUUAUUUCUCGUGCAAAUCCAAAAAUCAACGCGCAAUUUCUUCACGUUGCUUGCCAGUCACUGUUCAUGGCCUGCAAGUCACCGAAUAUUCUUCUAUCAAUUAUAUCUGAUGCGUGGCUAAUGUAUGAUGAGCGGAGAACCGGCGAUAAAUUCGACUCUACACUGGCAAAAGAAUGCCUCAAUAGAUCAUCUGGAGAAAAGCUCGGGAAUGUUGUCGGAGAGAAUCUGGCCAAGGAGAACGAGAACAGUUUUGAUGCCAUGCCGCUCGCCAUGAGAUAUCUUCUCAUAGCCGCAUACUGUGCCAGCAAUAAUCCUCAUCAAUCAGACUGCCGAUUUUUCGUAAAGAACCACGGCCGAGAAAAGAGAUCAGAAAAGAAAGAGCUGCGUUUAGAAGAAAAUCGACUUGCCAAAGAUCUCGGUCCAAAAGCUGCAGAUCUUCAAAGAAUAAUUUGUAUUUACGAAACGCUUCUCAAAAUCAAUGAAUCGACUAUUACAGGAUUUGAUCUCAAAAGUGUUAUCGCAUCUCUCGAUUCAAUGGGGCUCGUGUCAGUAACAAAUCGAAGCAAUCUCGAUAUUCCGAAGAUCAAGUGUCUAAUUUCGUUGGAGAGCGCUCUCAAAAUAUCCAGGUCACUCAAUUUGGAGCUGCGGAAUUAUCUUGAACACGCCACCUGAAAAUUUCAACUGCCGGGUACAAUUAUCUCACUUUCUUCUCACCAACUAUGAAAUAAAUUACAUGAUUACUU